Macrosteles quadrilineatus (aster leafhopper) is the source of this 993-nucleotide messenger RNA. RefSeq names its product zinc finger protein 232-like. The record is from RefSeq and is a predicted model, not a curated record. Gene Ontology annotation, cellular component: nucleus. Lineage: Eukaryota; Metazoa; Arthropoda; Insecta; Hemiptera; Cicadellidae. The transcript is spliced from 8 exons. Gene Ontology annotation, molecular function: DNA-binding transcription factor activity, RNA polymerase II-specific; RNA polymerase II transcription regulatory region sequence-specific DNA binding. Bases 1 to 993 code for a protein of 330 amino acids. Gene Ontology annotation, biological process: regulation of transcription by RNA polymerase II; DNA repair.
AUGUCUUUCAAUUCAUUCGGAUUGGGUCCAAAUGAUCCUGGCUCUAGGGUCAUCUGGUUCGACUGCCCCAACUGCCAGCGCUGUUAUAAAUACAAAGGAGACCUCAACCGUCACAUAAGAUACGAGUGUCUCACAGAGCCUCAGUUUGCUUGCAGACACUGCACUUACAAGGCAAGAAGAAAAUCAGUACUCAAGAACCAUGUUCUGUUCAAGCAUCGUCAAAUGUUCAGUUUCGCUUGGUUGAAAAGUUGCCUUAUUCAACAGAAAUCAGUAAUCCAGAUCAGCGCACUCUUGUCCCACUCAAGCCAGGAGCUCACAUGUCCAGUGUGUGGCCGAGAGUAUAGACACAGACGAGACCUGAAUCGACAUGUCAGACUGGAAUGUAUAAACGAUCCUUCUUUUGCCUGCAACCUCUGCUCUUACACCUGCAAGCGAAAGACUUGUACUCCGAGCAGCUUGAUGACCGACAACACGGAUGUGAUGUUUGUGGAAGGCUUUACAAACACAAGCGUGAUCUUUGGCGACACAAACGCUACGAGUGUCAGAGAGACCCGCAAUUUUGCUGCCAUCUGUAUUUUUCAGUUUGACUCUUUGUUGGAUGACAAGUUUGCUUGUACAGUAUUUGUAUACUACCUUGAUCCAAUGGGACGUUUUGAAUGUCCAACAUGCAACAAGAGCUACAAGUAUAAACGUGAUCUGGCUCGUCACCGCAGAUACGAAUGUGAUGUAACCCCGCAGUUUGCCUGCUCCGAGUGUAACUUCUCUACAAAGCAGAAGAGCAGUCUUCGACAAAUGUAUCGAGAACUCCCACGUUCUCCUCUCAUGUGUAAGACGUGCGGAAAAGUUUACAAGUACCAACGUGGUCUGACUCGUCACGAGAGGUACGAAUGCGGGGACAAGAAGCUGUUUGCCUGCAACUACUGCCCUUACAGAGCCAACCAGAAGGAGACGCUGAAAAUGCACAAGUUUACAAAACAUAAAGACUUUUUGUAG